AUGGGAUGGAGCACUUCAUAUGACGAAGUAAUUAAGGUUGAGGACAUCGUUGACACUACUCCACCAGACAGACUACCACUUAGACAACUACAGAUUGAAAUAAAAGAAGCACUGAAUAACUCACACACAGACAGCAAGUUGUUUAUUCGAGUACCUAUAACCAGUGAUGAUUUCGAGGUAAUUAAACAGAUUGGUGAGGUUUACCAGACCAGGAGAGACAGAACAGUACAAUGUUUAGAGCCCAUACUGGGAGUCGGGUGGGAAUACAGAGUCAUCAAUGCUCAAGGUGAUAACUUUUUUGUCAAAACUGACACAGUCAAGUUUUGGUUUGGUAAGCGGAGGUCACUGGUUGAUUUCACAGUCUUUCCAGACCACGUAGAGGAGUGUUUCCUCGACAGAGGCUAUCAACUUUCAUUCACCUUUGUCGAAGCCCCAGGAAACGUGUCCCGACUGAAAGAUCUCCUCAAUGCCACCAGUUUAUAG
Haliotis rubra (blacklip abalone) is the source of this 483-nucleotide messenger RNA. RefSeq lists its product as uncharacterized. The coding region runs from base 1 to 483 and encodes 160 amino acids. NCBI's taxonomy places the organism in Eukaryota, Metazoa, Mollusca, Gastropoda, Lepetellida, Haliotidae. The transcript is spliced from 3 exons. The record is from RefSeq and is a predicted model, not a curated record.